Molecule: messenger RNA, 725 nt
Organism: Glycine soja
Lineage: Eukaryota; Viridiplantae; Streptophyta; Magnoliopsida; Fabales; Fabaceae
Product: NADH-ubiquinone oxidoreductase 20.9 kDa subunit-like
Exons: 2
Coding region: 103-408 (101 amino acids)
Source: RefSeq, a predicted model, not a curated record
AAGGUGAGAACAGCAGCAACAGAGAGUGUAGUGUUGUUGAGGUUUUUUGUAGCAGAAUUCAGUGCGGUGUGUUGUAGCAGCGAUUAGAAGGAAGGAGGAAAGAUGAACACAGACAUCACUGCAUCGACGAAGCCAGAGUACCCAGUCAUUGAUCGCAACCCUCCUUUCACCAAAGUCGUCGGCAACUUCAACACCCUCGACUAUCUCCGAUUCGUCACAAUCACCGGCGUUUCCGUCACCGUCGGCUACCUCUCCGGGAUUAAGCCUGGAAUUAGGGGUCCUUCGAUGGUGACAGGGGGUUUGAUCGGUGUGAUGGGUGGGUUCAUGUAUGCUUACCAGAACUCCGCUGGGAGACUCAUGGGUUUCUUCCCCAACGAUGAUGAGGUAGCUCGCUACAACAAAAAAUAAUUCCUUUUUUUGUGCUCAUCAAAAAACAAAAACAAAAAAAAAACCCUCUUUUGUGCCAGUGUUUGAACUUCAAUAAUCACAUUUCAUUUCAGUUAUUUGUUAAGCUUUUAUUUGUAACGACUUUACUUCAUUCGCCUUUUAGAGGAAUGAUAAACCAUGCUUAUUUUGGAUUUCUAUUAUUUAUCUUGUGUUAUGUGGAGGCAAGGCCAAUGUAAUGUCAUAUUUGAGACUCUGUGGGUCAAUUUGGUAUGGAAGUUUGUGGAUUCCGGUGUAGGGCUACAAUGUAGUGGUUAAUUGAAUUUUUCGUUCUCUUUGAA